This is a messenger RNA of Phytomonas sp. EM1, 648 nucleotides long. Lineage: Eukaryota; Euglenozoa; Kinetoplastea; Trypanosomatida; Trypanosomatidae. The record is from the annotation of a GenBank genome assembly.
AUGCGCGAAUCCUGCCAGACGCCUCCUGCCGAUCCGAAACCGCCAUCGCUUGAAUGGCAAUAUUCCACCCCCGAUAAUCGCGUUCCCCCGGAGCGAGGGAUGCGGCCUGGCAAGGUGGGAAAUCCCUUUCCAGGCGGUGAUUUUAGCGUGGAGUGCCCGCCCUCGUCGGUGCCCUUCCGCUCCUCGGUCGCCUCCUCCUCCUCUGAGUGUUUCUCCACCCCUCAGCGAGGAAGGCGAGGGUCACCCUCUCCGGCAUCCACCCAUCCAACGCUUGUCAAUAACGCGCACGUCGACAAUGAUGCGCUCGUGGAGAACGCAUCAGUGGUAUCCCCGCUCGUUCGUUCCGCUACCCUCGCUCCUCUUCAGCCAACAAGAGGGGCGGUGUACCUGAAUCAGCUGCUUCGUAUCCCCUCCCCCGACCUGCAUUUGCAGUCUCCCCCACCCCUUCCAUCUUCGUUGAACGAGGUGAUGCACAGAAUGGGUGCUUUCAAAGAAAUGGACUCCAACACUUUAGGAAUGGAGCGCCCUACCGCGUCUUCGUCGAUCUCGUUAGAGCUUUAUGUUCCCCAAGCAAUUCGUCGUCAACAACAAACCUUAACCGCUCCGGUAGGCAACACAGAUCAAACGAACAGGAGUGAUCUCAAAUAA